Molecule: messenger RNA, 1332 nt
Organism: Mandrillus leucophaeus (drill)
Lineage: Eukaryota; Metazoa; Chordata; Mammalia; Primates; Cercopithecidae
Gene: CYP27C1
Product: cytochrome P450 27C1
Exons: 8
Coding region: 82-1332 (416 amino acids)
Biological process (GO): cortisol metabolic process; cholesterol metabolic process; C21-steroid hormone biosynthetic process
Cellular component (GO): mitochondrial inner membrane
Molecular function (GO): monooxygenase activity; iron ion binding; oxidoreductase activity, acting on paired donors, with incorporation or reduction of molecular oxygen
Source: RefSeq, a predicted model, not a curated record
CAGAAGCACACACAGGAAUAUGGAAAAAUCUUCAAGUCUCACUUUGGUCCUCAGUUUGUAGUAUCUAUUGCAGACCGCGAUAUGGUGGCUCAGGUGCUCCGGGCGGAGGGCGCUGCGCCCCAGAGAGCCAACAUGGAAUCCUGGCGGGAGUACCGAGACUUGCGGGGCAGAGCCACCGGGCUCAUCUCGGCGGAAGGUGAACAGUGGCUCAAGAUGAGAAGCGUAUUGAGACAAAGAAUUCUGAAACCGAAAGAUGUGGCCAUUUAUUCUGGAGAAGUCAACCAAGUUAUUGCUGACUUAAUUAAAAGAAUCUACCUCCUCAGGAGCCAGGCAGAAGAUGGAGAAACUGUGACCAAUGUCAAUGACCUUUUCUUCAAAUAUUCAAUGGAAGGAGUGGCCACCAUCCUUUAUGAGAGUCGUUUGGGCUGUCUGGAAAACAGCAUACCACAGCUGACUGUGGAAUACAUCGAGGCCCUGGAGCUCAUGUUUAGCAUGUUCAAGACCUCCAUGUAUGCAGGCGCCAUCCCCAGAUGGCUUCGCCCCUUCAUCCCAAAGCCCUGGCGGGAAUUCUGCAGGUCCUGGGAUGGACUCUUCAAAUUCAGCCAAAUUCAUGUUGACAACAAGUUGAGGGACAUACAGUACCACACGGACCGAGGCCGGAGGGCGAGCGGGGGACUCCUCACAUACCUCUUCCUUAGCCAGGCGCUGACGCUACAGGAGAUCUACGCCAACGUGACUGAGAUGCUGCUGGCCGGCGUCGACACGACGUCCUUCACCUUGUCCUGGACAGUGUACCUCCUGGCAAGGCACCCAGAGGUGCAGCAGACGGUGUACCGGGAGAUCGUCAAGAAUUUAGGGGAAAGGCAUGUUCCAACUGCAGCUGAUGUCCCCAAGGUCCCGCUGGUCAGAGCUCUCCUUAAGGAAACCCUGAGGCUGUUUCCAGUGCUGCCAGGGAACGGCCGGGUCACCCAGGAAGACCUGGUUAUUGGCGGGUAUCUGAUUCCGAAAGGCACCCAGCUGGCCCUUUGCCACUAUGCCACAUCGUACCAGGAUGAGAACUUCCCUCGGGCCAAGGAGUUCCGGCCUGAGCGCUGGUUGCGGAAAGGAGGCUUAGACAGAGUUGACAAUUUUGGAUCCAUCCCCUUUGGUCACGGGGUUCGCAGCUGCAUAGGGCGGAGGAUUGCAGAACUGGAGAUUCACCUCCUCGUGAUCCAGUUGCUUCAACAUUUUGAGAUCAAAACAUCUUCUCAGACUAAAGCCGUUCACGCAAAAACCCACGGGCUCCUGACGCCAGGGGGGCCCAUCCAUGUACGAUUCGUUAACCGAAAGUAA